GCCAAACAGACCCUACCAUGAUGCGACCUUCAAGUAAACGCAUCAUUCUUUACAAAUCAUAAGUCCAUUAUUGAGACUUCUUAACGAUCGUCGUCGCUCGGAUCUCCUUCAACGCCUUUCAUUGUUUUCCUUCUUCUCCUGUACAACACUAUAGCGAUGAAGCCAGGAGGAUCAGCUUUAAAUCCCAACGCAGCAGCUUACAUACCAAUCUCUAAAAGAGAAGGUGGUUCUUCUGCAAAGACUGCUGCUGCCACCACACAUCACGUGCAGUACCACCAACCCUAUGGAGCGUAUGGUUAUGAUGGAGAACAUGGAAUGGGGAGUUUUCCAGGUUCUCAAAUGUACAUGCCAAAGACAACAACAUACUCCUCCUCCGACAACAAGCAGAUGAGGGAUGAGGAUUUGGACAUGGACAUGGAGAUUGAGUACCUUUUAGCCACCUUCUCUGCUUUGUCUCAUGAGUCUAUCAAUGAUGUCUACUUGGCCAACAAUGGUGAUCUUGAUGCUACUAUCGAAAUGCUGAAUCAGCUCGAGAUUUACAGUACUGAAGCCCAAGAAUACCUUCCGGACACACUGGACAUUGGCGAUGUACCUGAGACCAUCAUGCCUUCAACUUCCUCAGCUCCAGAACAAAAGAAUGCGAGUAAUGAAGCAAGUGCGUCAUCGACAUCCUCGGGUACCCUCAAAGCUCAUGUGUCUACCUCCUGAUUUGAUGAGUCCUUAAAUGGGAAGUAUUAUAAAUUUCUUGCAACGGAUAUGAUAUAUGAAGCUUGAUGGUUAUAAAUUAGGAGAGGAUCUCUUUCUAUGUUUUCCUCAUCCUCCCCUGCUUUGUUUCCUGGGGGAAAGAGAGUACAUAUGUAUAGUUUUUUUUUUGUUUCUUUUGAAUAUUUCAUGUUGGGUGUUGAGAAUUGGGAUUGUUCUUAUGGUGGACAAAAGCUAUGAAUCAGUGAUAUAGCCUUUCUACUC
Raphanus sativus (radish) is the source of this 966-nucleotide messenger RNA. Its product is annotated as polyadenylate-binding protein-interacting protein 6. NCBI's taxonomy places the organism in Eukaryota, Viridiplantae, Streptophyta, Magnoliopsida, Brassicales, Brassicaceae. Gene Ontology annotation, molecular function: ubiquitin binding. The record is from RefSeq and is a predicted model, not a curated record. The transcript has 3 exons. Bases 157 to 708 code for a protein of 183 amino acids.